AUGUCGGCACCGAUGGCAGAUGUUGAGAAGGACCAUCAUCGUGAUGGCACUGCUCUGAAUGGCACGAGAGGCUACGAUUUGCACCACGACGUUCAUGAUGAAGACACCGCACUUCGUCGAUUGAGGACAGCGGGCAGUCUCUCCAUCUCGCCAGAGCUGUUCGAGAAGAUAUACCUGUCUCCCAAGAACCAGGUCUCAAACAACAUCCGAUCGACAUUUGGUAACCCAACACCACUUGCUCUUUCUGGAUUCUUGUUGUCACUCACUCCUCUGUCGAACAUUUUGAUGGGAUGGCAAGGAUCCGGUGGUCUCGGUGCUGCUACUAUUGGUACCUACUUCUUCUUCGGUGGUCUCCUCAUGAUCCUCGGCUCGCUCCUCGAAUUCGUCCUGGGAAACACAUUUCCAUUCGUGGUCUUCGGCUCCUUCGGCGCUUUUUGGUUGACGUUCGGUGCUACACUCACACCUUACUACAAUGCCUCGAUUGCCUACCUACCAGACGACCCAGCAGCUUCUGCCGCCGAUCCAGUGUUCCAGAGCUCAUUCGCUUUCUUCCAAGUCUACAUGGGUGUGCUCUGCUUCAUCUACUUGAUCAUCUCGGUCCGAACGAACAUCGUGUUCUUCCUCAUCUUCCUCCUCCUUGUACCAGCAUUCGGCUGCCUAGCUGGCUUUUUCUUCACUCACGGCACACUUCCAGUCCUGCUAGUUGCAGCCGGUGCCUUGACCUUCGUCAUCUGCUUGUUGGGCUGGUAUCUGUUCUUCGUGCAGCUCCUAGCCGCCGUUGACUUCCCACUCAACCUGCCAGUUGGCGACUUGUCGAGAUUGGUCAAGGGCGCCAGCGAGCGCAAGACCCAAUAA
Lithohypha guttulata is the source of this 855-nucleotide messenger RNA. RefSeq lists its product as uncharacterized. NCBI's taxonomy places the organism in Eukaryota, Fungi, Ascomycota, Eurotiomycetes, Chaetothyriales, Trichomeriaceae. The coding region runs from base 1 to 855 and encodes 284 amino acids. Gene Ontology annotation, cellular component: plasma membrane. The transcript has 3 exons. Gene Ontology annotation, molecular function: acetate transmembrane transporter activity. The record is from RefSeq and is a predicted model, not a curated record.